Messenger RNA from Benincasa hispida (wax gourd), 719 nucleotides. RefSeq lists its product as uncharacterized. Gene Ontology annotation, molecular function: nucleoside triphosphate diphosphatase activity. Gene Ontology annotation, biological process: nucleoside triphosphate catabolic process. The record is from RefSeq and is a predicted model, not a curated record. NCBI's taxonomy places the organism in Eukaryota, Viridiplantae, Streptophyta, Magnoliopsida, Cucurbitales, Cucurbitaceae.
GAGGGAAUAGAAAGAGAGAGAAUGGGAGGAAGAAAAAUGGAGAAGGCAGAGAAUAAAGAAGAGGUUUCUCUAAGAGAACUUAGUGAGAGAGUAGCGGAAUUCGGUCGGGUCAGAGGUUGGGAUAAGUACCACACCCCAAGAAACCUCCUCCUUGCCUUAGUAGGAGAAGUGGGAGAAGUUUCAGAGAUAUUCCAAUGGAAAGGGGAAGUCGGAAAAGGGCUGCCGGACUGGUCCGCCGCCGACAAGGAGCAUUUGGAAGAUGAGCUUUCCGACGUCUUCCUCUAUUUGCUUCGUCUUGCUGAUGUAUGUGGCCUUGAUCUUGCUCAAGCUGCCCUUUCCAAGAUCCUUAAAAAUGCCUCUAAAUACCCUCUCAAUAAUCCGCACCAACAACAAAUUCAACCUUAGUCCCAUCAUAUAUAUCUUAACCAAUUCUACUAUGUAUGUCCUAUCUUAUUUUAUCUUCUCCUUCUUCAAUCUUAUAUGGAUUAAAUUAUAAAAGAUUCUACUUUGAACUUUUUUUUUUUUUUUUUUAAUUUUAUAAAUGUUCUCGUAGUUUUAAAAGUUGUAAUGUUAUCCCUGACUAUUCAUAAGUGUUUAGAAACUACUAUUAGUAGAGGAUUUUUUUUUAAAUUCUUUACACAAGUUGAGAUAUGAAAUGAAUGAUGAAAGUUUAGAUUGAUUACCACAUCAUUUUAAGUUAUUGUCACUCGGUUCUCUUA